Nematostella vectensis (starlet sea anemone) is the source of this 957-nucleotide messenger RNA. RefSeq lists its product as uncharacterized. The coding region runs from base 1 to 957 and encodes 318 amino acids. Lineage: Eukaryota; Metazoa; Cnidaria; Anthozoa; Actiniaria; Edwardsiidae. The record is from RefSeq and is a predicted model, not a curated record. The transcript has a single exon. Gene Ontology annotation, biological process: DNA integration. Gene Ontology annotation, molecular function: nucleic acid binding.
AUGACAGUCACCAAGCAAGGUUGUCCAGACAACAAAGCUGAAGUGCCCACUUGUAUUCGUGAAUACUGGCCAUACAGAGAUGAACUAUCAACUCAGAACGGACUUGCCUUCAGGGGAACCAGGAUAGUCAUUCCUACAACAAUGAGAACCAACAUGACAACACGAGCGUCACACCUAGGUGUCCAGUACACUACAAAUACAGCUAGAGACAUCAUGUAUUGGCCAGACAUGUCAGCUGACCUUACAGAAGCAGUACAGCGAUGCUCCACCUGUCAAGAAAUGCAACCAGCACCGCAGAAAGAGCCAAUGAUGACACAUUCCAUACCUCAGGUACCAUGGCAAGUAGCUGCCAGUGAUUGCCUGGAAAUGCAAGGCGAACACUACUUGGUCCUAGAAGAUCUGUACUCUGACUAUAUAGAACUAGUUCAGCUCCAAGACAUGUCAUCUAAAACUCUCAUCAAGCAGAUGAAACCAAUAUUUGCAACCCACGGGACACCAGCAGUUCUUAUAUCAGACAAUGGAACCAGCUACAGUUCACAGGAAUUCCGAGAGUUCACCAAGGCAUGGGAAAUAUAUCACGUAACUGUAAGUCCUCAUCACCACAGGUCGAACGGGAAAGUGGAGUCGGCAGUGAAGAUUAUGAAGAGAAUCAUCAUCAAGGCCAAGAAAGACGGCUCAGACCUGUGGAACUCACUAUUGGGAUGGAGAAAUUCACCAACCCCAGGAACAUCCAGCUCACCAGCACAACGACUUAUGUCCCGCCGAACCAGGUCUAUGUUGCCUUGCAGCCAGGCCCUGUACAAGCCCGAAGUACAAGCAGCGGUGAGAGAACAGAUCAUCCAAAAGCGCAAGCAGGCCAAACACUAUCAUGAUCGCACAGCGAAGUCACUGCCUAGUCUUGUUGUUGGUCAACCAAUAAGGGUGAAGGUACAUCCACAACAGGCUAAUAGCAAUUGA